AAAAAGUAAAAUGGAACGACAAAAACAAGCAGCAGAAAGGAGAAGUAAAAAGAAGAAAAAGAAAAAAGUAGAAAAAAUUAGUCAAGUAGAAGAAUAUGAAAGGGUAGACAAAAACAAAAAGAAAACAGAACCUAUAGCAGUGACAUCCAUUCAAGCAAAAGAUUUUUUAUUAAUUAGCAAGUAUCUUGGUAGAAUUUUAACAACACAAGAACUAGAUCGACUCAAGAAGGUGCAUAAUCUAUAUGUAGAAUUAGAGGCAAAUGGUGCACUAAGUAAAAUGAAAAACUCAAUUGAAGCACAGUAUGGGCCAAUAAGUAUAUCAACAUUAAAAUUUGAAAGAAGACUUGAA
Messenger RNA from Cetraspora pellucida, 349 nucleotides. NCBI's taxonomy places the organism in Eukaryota, Fungi, Glomeromycota, Glomeromycetes, Diversisporales, Gigasporaceae. The record is from the annotation of a GenBank genome assembly.